CUGAGCUCAACAAACCAUGAAGUCUCCUGGAAAGUCCUUGCAGGAAGUUCUGGUCUGCGCUCAGAGCGAACACCGCCUCACUGUUGGCGUCUAUGAAAGUGCAAAGAUCAUGACAGAAGACCCGGACAGCGUGUCGUUCUGCGUCCUGGCCACGGACGAGCAGUUCCAGUGGGACGUGGCCCUGCAGAUCCACUUCACCCUCAUCCAGUCCUUCUGCUUCGACAACGACAUCAGCAUCGUCAGAGUCAGCGACACGCAGCGUCUGGCCGCCAUCGUGGGAGACAAGCAGGAAGACGCGCACUGCGUCCUCAUCACGAACCCGGCCGACGGGUCUUGGGAGGACCCGGCUCUGGAGAAGCUGCAGCUGUUCUGCGAGGAGAGCCGGCGGCUGAACGACUGGGUUCCUGAGAUCAGCCUCCCCGAGCGCUGACCCGGCUCUCCGCCUGAUCCCUUCACACCUGGAGAUCCUCGUCCCGACCGGGACGGUUCCGGUUCUAUUCCCGGGCGCUCCUGAGGAGCCGGCAGGCCCGG
Messenger RNA from Poeciliopsis prolifica (blackstripe livebearer), 531 nucleotides. Its product is annotated as growth arrest and DNA damage-inducible protein GADD45 gamma-like. The coding region runs from base 17 to 430 and encodes 137 amino acids. Gene Ontology annotation, cellular component: cytoplasm; nucleus. Gene Ontology annotation, biological process: regulation of cell cycle. The record is from RefSeq and is a predicted model, not a curated record. NCBI's taxonomy places the organism in Eukaryota, Metazoa, Chordata, Actinopteri, Cyprinodontiformes, Poeciliidae. The transcript is spliced from 3 exons.